CCCAUGGGCAAUAGGGGAUCAUGGGGCCCCUGUGUCCUCACCACUCCCACCACACACACCAAAAAAAGCCUAUGAAAGGUACCAGGGGCAUCUCAUGGGGCCCCCUACUGACCCCGGGCCCUUGGGCAGUGCCUGAGUUCCCAAAUGGUCAGAUCCGCCCCUGCCUAUGGGGUACGUCCAUCAUUAUUCAUGUUCUCCAGUGAUGUCAUCCCAGUGACAUCAUUGGCCAAAUAUGCUACCUGGCCAGGGUUAUGGGGAAGAGGCCCUGUGUGCUCAUCAACAUGGGGACACGGUGUGCUUUCCA
This is a messenger RNA of Staurois parvus, 304 nucleotides long. Lineage: Eukaryota; Metazoa; Chordata; Amphibia; Anura; Ranidae. The record is from the annotation of a GenBank genome assembly.